Molecule: messenger RNA, 1702 nt
Organism: Rosa rugosa (rugosa rose)
Lineage: Eukaryota; Viridiplantae; Streptophyta; Magnoliopsida; Rosales; Rosaceae
Product: probable receptor-like protein kinase At5g20050
Exons: 1
Coding region: 121-1500 (459 amino acids)
Biological process (GO): protein phosphorylation
Molecular function (GO): protein kinase activity; ATP binding
Source: RefSeq, a predicted model, not a curated record
AUAAAAUCAGGAAAAAGGACCAUGUUAAAAGAGAGAAGAAAUAAGUUCAUUACUCUCUCUCUCUCUCUCUCUCUCUCUCUCUCUCUCUCAAUCUGAACCAGAGAAUGAAGCUUUGAUUUGAUGGAGGACAAGAAAGCAAACAUAAUAGCUGCUUCAUCAGUCAUCACCCUAAUCAUCUUCAUCAUCGUUGCUCGCGUGUGUCUCAAGCUUUCUAGUACUUUCUUUCUCAUUUGUGGUGCAGGAAUUGCUGUAAUCAUUGCUGUGUUUGCAUGGCUCUUAAUCCGACACCACUACAAUUACAGGCGAAAACAAAUGGAAUCGCAGUACAAAUCCGAAGGCCGUGAGCUAAGGAUAGAGUACAGCUUCCUCCGAAAAGUAGCUGGAGUUCCCACAAAGUUCAGGUACAAUGAGCUAGAAGAAGCCACAGACAACUUCCAGGCAUUGCUUGGCCAAGGGGCUUCUGCGAAAGUGUUCAAAGGGAUUCUCAGUGAUGGCACUCCUGUUGCAGUAAAAAGGCUUGAUGUGGAGGAGCGCGGCGACAGGGAAUUUAGAUCAGAAGUUUCUGCAAUAGCUAGUCUACAACAUGUGAAUCUUGUGAGGCUUCUUGGAUAUUGCUGUGUUAAUCCAGCAGGGCCUCGGUUCCUUGUGUAUGACUUCAUCUCAAAUGGCUCUUUGGAUAGUUGGAUUUUCAAUAGAAAGGUAAGGCCUAAUCCCCGCGGAGGGUGCUUGUCUUGGGAUUUAAGGUACAGGGUUGCUAUUGAUGUUGCCAAGGCACUUUCCUAUUUGCAUCAUGAUUGCAGGAAAAGGAUUUUGCACCUUGAUGUUAAGCCGGAAAAUAUUCUCUUGGAUGAGAAUUUCCGAGGAAUUGUGGCGGAUUUUGGUUUGUCAAAACUAAUGGGAAGAGACGAGAGUAAUGUCAUGACAACAAUAAGGGGCACUAGAGGGUACUUGGCUCCUGAAUGGCUUUUGGAGCACGGAAUUUCAGAGAAAUCGGAUACUUAUAGCUAUGGAAUGGUGCUUCUUGAGAUGAUUGGAGGUAGAAGAAAUGUGAGCUUCAUCGAAAAGGGUACUCAUGGCAAGUCUCAUAGGAAAUGGCAAUACUUUCCCAAAACCGUGAAUGAGAAAAUGAGAGAAGGCAAGCUCAUGGAGAUUGUCGAUCAGAGACUAUUAGAUAGUGGAGGCAUUGAUGAGAGGGAAUUGAAAAGGCUUGUUCAUGUAGCCAUUUGGUGCAUACAAGAGAGGGCUAGUCUUAGGCCUUCAAUGUCUCAUGUGGUUGAAAUGCUUGAAGGGGGUUUGGUUGUGGAGCAGCCUCCUGAUACCCAAAUGACCAUUGUUGAUUUCUUGACAGUAGAUGAAGAAGAGUCCCAGCCACAGAUCAAUGGUCAUCACAGGCCAGACAUUGCUGCUGCCUUGGCAGCUCGUCAAGUAGAUAGCAAUAAUGAAAACUUAUCCGCAGCUUACUCAUAUGCAAAUGCAAUGUCUGCCAUAACACCAAGAUAGCUCAACUCCUUUAUGCCUCUUUUGCUUAAAGAUUGGUUCUUUUAGACCUAUACCAAUUUUUUUUUCCUCCAUGGUAAAUUUUCUGCAGCUUGUAACAUACAUGAGCUUUUGUCUUGUAUACCCAAAAAAACUAAUGAAAUUGAUAUUCUGUAUCUAAUAUGUGAAUUAAAUGUGUGAUCGUAGAAAGUCAGAAACUUUGAAU